CAGGCAGUUUGAGCUCCGCGCUGGGCCGCUGAGCCGCAUCGAGCGUAAUCACUCCUCUCGUGCAGCGCUCGGAAGACUUGGAGACCUGUUCCUGGGACGCAGCCGCAGCUUGUUACGCCGGUAGCGUCUAUACCGGCUUUUUUAGCUCGAGCGCGCAGACGCCCUAAAAGCCGUCGCGCGACGUAACGAGCGUAACAGCGACCCGUAGCGGACGACCACAGCCCCUGUCGCCGUCGCCGCGCUAAAGAAACCGGUAGCGGAAGCCGACAGUCACAUUUGCCGCCACCGCGCAAGAACCGCGGACGCAAACCACGAACGUAACAACCAAUGGCGGACGCCGACGCCACCAUGGGCGACGCGCCGGCUUCUCGCCUGAUGAUCACGAAGAUGGUCCUCGAGAACUUCAAAUCUUAUGGAGGCGUGAGGGAGAUCGGGCCCUUCCACAAGCGCUUCUCAAGUGUCGUCGGGCCCAAUGGGUCCGGCAAGUCCAACGUCAUCGACGCGAUGCUCUUCGUCUUCGGCAAGCGCGCCAAGAAGCUGCGAUUGAACAAAGUCUCGGAACUCAUCCACCGCUCGGAACAGUACCCGAACCUAGAUAGUGCUAGAGUAUCCGUGCACUUCGCCGACGUGCUCGACGAGGACGGCGCCGACCCGGACUCAUUUACCAUCGUCGAAGGGAGUGAGUUAGUCGUCUCGAGGACGGCCUUCAGCUCGAACCAGUCGAAGUAUGAUGUCGAUGGUAAGGCUGCCACGUUCAAGGAAGUCGGCGCGUUGCUCCGAAGGAAGGGCAUCGACCUGGACAACAACCGCUUCCUCAUCCUCCAGGGCGAGGUCGAGCAGAUCGCCAUGAUGAAGCCCAAGGCCCCCUCGCCUCAUGAAGAAGGUUUGUUGGAAUAUUUGGAGGACAUUAUUGGGUCGAACAACUACGUCGAGCCCAUCGAGGCGGCCUCUCAAAAAGUCGACGAGGCCUGCGAAGCUCGAACGGAGAAGCUGAAUCGUCUCAAAGUUACGGAGAAGGAGCGCGAGUCCCUUUCAGCUGCUCGUGAUGAGGCCGAGGCCUUUGUUGGUGCCGAGGACGCGUUGAGGCGGCAGCGGAACUUGUUAUAUCAGGUGUCGCGGCACGAGGCCGCGUCGAACGUUGCUCUUGUUGAGGGUCGGCACGCCGAGCUCUCGCAGCGAUUGAAGGAGGAAGGCGAGAAGCGCAAAGCCGUAGAAAAGUCUUUACAAGGAGACGUCGCCGAGGCCAAAGCGCUGGAGACGAGCUAUGCGGAGGCCUCGAAGGCGCUGGACGAGGCGUCGAGUCGAGCGACGGAGGCCGAGAAGCGCGCCGCCGAACUCACGGAAGGGCGGAAACAUAGAGUCGUAGCUCUACGGAAGGCCGAGGCCGCGAGGAAGAAGGAGCAGGCCGUGAUUCAGGAGAAGGAGGAGUUCAUUCGCGAGCAGUUGGAAGAGGAGCAACCUAGGUGCGCCAAGAAGGCUGAGGUCAUGUCCCGCAAGGCCGACGAGGCCGAGGCGGCUUUGGAUGGGGUGCGGGAGGCCUGCGCGGCCGAGACGGCCUCGGCGCAAAAAGCUCUUGACGAUAAAACUUCCAGUGAUUUGGCGCCGUUGACGGAGAAGCUCUCCGAGGCGGAAGCGGCGGUGCGCGAAGUGCAAGAUGAGUUGGACGUGGUCCUGGACGGCCCCCGGGCCGCGCAGACCGAACUAGAAGCCGUGGAGGCCAAGCUCGCGUCGGCCGACGAGGAACGCGCCGGUAAGGAAGAGAAGCUUCGAACAGCGAAGAAGGACGUGGCUGACCUGCGGAAGAAGGCGUCGACCUACGAGAAGCAGCUCGGCGAGGACGGGUCCCUCGUGAAGAAGCGGCGCCAGGCCGAAAGUGCGCGGGAUGCGGCCCUCCAGCGGUUAGAAGAUGCGAAAGCACUUCUACAGCGCCAGAAGGAGAGCAACAACAAGGCCAGCAAUAGUGUGGUCGGCGAGGUCCUCAAGGCCGCGAGGAAAGGGUCUCUCUCGUCAUGUGGAGUGUGCGGCCGACUCGGCGACCUAGGCUCGAUAGACCCCAAGUACGACGUCGCCGUGUCGACGGCGGCGGACAUGCUCGAUCAUGUGGUCGUCGAGACCGCUGCCGGGGGUCAGAAGUGCAUUGAGUUUUUACGGGCCAAAAACUUGGGCCGGGCGAACUUUAUAGUGUUAGAUCAGGUGAAGAAGGCCAAAGGAAAGCCGACGACGCCGGAUAACGCUCCGAGACUACUUGACUUGAUCGAGAUCUCGGACCCGAAGUACGCCGAUGCCUUCGCGAUGACGCUGCGGGAUACACUAGUUGCGGAGUCGCUCGACGAGGCCGUGAAGCUCGCCUAUCGGCCCGACAAUUCGCGGUGGAGAGUCGUCACGACGAAGGGUCAACUUAUUGAUACCUCUGGUACCAUGUCAGGAGGUGGGGGCAAACCGCGGCAAGGGAGGAUGCUGUUGGACGGCGAAGCUACUGUUGCCAUCGCCCAAUGUGCCGCGCAGGAGGACGAGGUCAAGGAAAAAGAUUUACCUCCCUUGGAGAAGGCUUGUGUUAAGGCUACGAAAGACGCGGAAAAGGCCUCUGAACAAGUGAGAGUAGCGGAGGAGGCGUUGGCUGACCUGGAACGGCAGAUCCGUCGUUUAGAAGAUCUCGUGAUGCCGACCUUGGAAGCGGAGAUCGGCGCGGUCGAAGCGACGUGCAAGCAGCUCCAGCCGCGGCUCGAGACGUUGCGGAAGGCUACCGUCGUCGAUGCCGCGACGAAAAAGAAGUGUGCUGCCUUAGAGAAGAAGCUUGGAACCUUGGAAGCGUCCAGAGACAAGGCCAAGAAGGCCUUCGACGUCGUCGACGCCGAGGUGCAGGAACUGCGAGCCGCGGUCGUCGACGCGGGCGGCGACCCUCUCAGAAAAGCUCUGGCCAAGGCGGAAAUUUGCAGACAAUUAGCCGACGACGCGUCCAACGAAGUGGAAAGCAUUGCCGUGCAGGUGAAGGCCGCGGAGAAGGCCCUCAAGAAGGCCAAAAAAGCCUACGACAAGGCCGACGCGGAUGCUACGCGAUUAAAGGAGGAUGUCGAUGGCUCGCAGGAGGAGCUCGAGCGAAUCGCCGCGGAGAAGGAUGAGGUCUUACAAGCUAAGGUACAAGCCCAGCAAGCUUGUGAUAGCGCGGCGAACGCCCUGUCCGUGAAGAAGGCUGAAUUAGAAACCUUAUCCCAGGACGCCGACGCCAUCAAGGCCGUGGAAGUGGACAUCCAGAAUCAAGUGGAUGACUACGCGCGCGCCUUGAAGGACAACGGCAAAAAACAGAAGCAGUGCGACGCGUUGCUCAAGGAAUUGCGAGCGGAGCACGCGGCGGAAGUGCGGGACUUCGCCCAAGUGUUCCAGGAGAUGGAUGCUCGGAAGCGGGAGGAGGCGCGCGAGGCGGCGUUAGUCGGUGGCGCCGCGCCGAUGGACGAGGACGCUCCGCCGCCGGUGCCGGAGGAGGGCGCCAUGGACGAGGACGCGGCACCGGCCGACGCCGACGCUGAUGCGCCUCCGCCCGUACCCGAGGAGGGCGACGGCGCCGCACCGGCCGAGCCGGAGGCGGCUGCCGCCCCUCCGCCCGCGCCCGAGACCGACGAGCGGCCCUGGGAGACGCUGCCUUCACUAGAUACGGAAACCUUGAAGAGCGCCGACAAGGAGCAAAUUAAAUAUGAUAUAGCGGUCCUGGAAGAAGAGCGCGACCGCCUCAAGAAGAUUUGUAAUCUGGACACGAUCCGCCAGUACCGCGAGAAGGAGUCCGAGUACCAGGAGCGACUCACGGAGCUAGAGAAGGCGACGGACGUGAGGAACACCUGUCGGGAGAAGCUCGAGGACUUGCGGAAGAAAAGAUUAGAUGAGUUCAUGGCGGGAUUUGCCAGAAUCACAUUAAAGCUCAAGGAGAUGUACCAGAUGAUCACGUUGGGCGGCGACGCGGAACUAGAGUUAGUCGACUCCUUAGAUCCGUUCUCGGAGGGCGUCGUGUUCAGCGUACGACCGCCGAAGAAGUCCUGGAAGCACAUCGCGAACUUGAGCGGUGGCGAGAAGACGCUGUCGUCCUUAGCUCUAGUCUUCGCGCUGCACCACUACAAGCCCACGCCGCUCUACGUCAUGGACGAGAUCGACGCGGCGUUGGACUACAAGAACGUGUCCAUUAUUGCGAACUACAUCAAGGACCGGUGCACGUCGGCGCAGUUCGUGAUCAUUUCUUUGAGAAACAACAUGUUCGAGCUCGCGGACCGAUUAACGGGCGUCUACAAGACGCACAACGUGACGAAGACGAUCACGAUCUCGCCGGCGGCCUUCGCGGCGACGCUGUCGGGGUUGCCGGCGCCGCCCUCGAACGCGCUCGGCGACGCGACGAACACUGCUGUUGCGGCGCAGUAGACCCUUCCCCCCUCCUAAGCUCUCUG
Pelagomonas calceolata is the source of this 4427-nucleotide messenger RNA. The record is from the annotation of a GenBank genome assembly. Lineage: Eukaryota; Pelagophyceae; Pelagomonadales; Pelagomonadaceae.